This is a messenger RNA of Entamoeba invadens IP1, 630 nucleotides long. RefSeq lists its product as hypothetical. Bases 1 to 630 code for a protein of 209 amino acids. The transcript has a single exon. NCBI's taxonomy places the organism in Eukaryota, Evosea, Mastigamoebida, Endamoebidae. The record is from RefSeq and is a predicted model, not a curated record.
AUGGAAGCAGUCUUAGUAUCACAAGAUUCAUCGAACCAAACCACCCAUGUAUGUAUCACCCCACUUGAGAAGAGAGUCCCAGUACUUAAGGCUUCCAGAGAACAACGGAAUUUACAGACUCUUCAACAAUGCCUGUGUAUCUGUCUCCUCUCGGAGUUCGCAGAUAUCACUAUCAAACAGCCUGCGAAGAAAAGUACUGUCACACAACAGUAUAUGCGAAUGAAGUCGAUCGACUUUGGUGAUGGAGAACUCAUCGUCUUAAAGGACUAUCUCAAGAAGAGAUGUAUUGAGCAUAAGAACGACGACAUAGCUCGGGGCGUUCCUGUUAAGACUGCUGUUCGACGAUUCCAGAAUAACAAAAAGAUCGAACUGCUCCACUUGUUAAUAGACUUGUUAAUAGUUAGAGGUGGGUAUGAAUUCGAUUCAAAAUACACCGAAGGAAAGAGCGGUACUAACAAGCAAGAGUUCAUCAAAAGCGUCUUGCGGGAUGAUGUUGUCGUCAUAAGUAAGGAUGUCAUCAUCGAUAGAGCUUUGAAGAUCAACGAAGUCAUUCAAAAAGCUUUAGAAGACUCCAAGAAGGAUUUGGUAAUUAAAAGAGGUGAUCCUAUCAUCAAUUUCGCACUGUUUUAA